Molecule: messenger RNA, 621 nt
Organism: Brettanomyces bruxellensis
Lineage: Eukaryota; Fungi; Ascomycota; Pichiomycetes; Pichiales; Pichiaceae
Exons: 1
Coding region: 1-621 (206 amino acids)
Molecular function (GO): protein binding
Source: RefSeq, a predicted model, not a curated record
AUGUCAAAACUUACAAGUUUGACGCAAGAGGAAAUGGAUAAUGUGAUCUUUGACGCCAGGUUUGGUGAUCUGGAUUCCCUUAAGGCCAUAUUUACAGAUGAGGUUGAACCAUCCGUUCUACCCAAAAUUAAAGAUGAAAUGACAAAGGCAACACCUUUUCAUAUGGCCGCAGCCAAUGGUCAUGCCGAUGUUCUUAAAUACUUGAUAAAGCUUCUUGACCCAAAAGAGACAAAGUCAAUAUUGAACCAGCAAAAUGAUUCCGGAAACACAGCUCUACAUUGGGCAGCAUAUAAUGGACAUUUAGAAUGUGUCAAACUUCUUAGUGAUGCCGGUUCGGAUCCUUUUAUACAGAAUAAUUUCAAGCAUGAUACGUUUUUUGAGGCACAAAACAGCAAACACGAUGAUAUAGUCAAGUUUCUUUUAGAGACAUUUGGUGAAGAGCUUGAGGCACAAAGCGAGGGUGAAAAAGGUGACAAAAAGGUUGAUCCAGAGAAGGUGCAAUACAGUGCUGGCACGGAAAUUCAGAAAGUUGAAGAGGGUGGUGAACAUGAAGAAGAGGAAGUUCAGGAUGAACAAGAUAUUGAAUUUCUGAACACAAAGACUGAAAACCUUAGAGUGUGA